AUGGCUUCCUUACAAGCUUCUUUUCUCCUCCCAUCUUCAAGAAAAACAAUUACCCAAGCUUCCAUUCACGUCCCAAAGCUUCCCAAUCUCCGUAUCUCUGUUCCCAGACUCCCCAAAACCUCCACUGCCUCCCUCAAACUCAUUGAAGAGCUUUGUUUAAACCAACCCCUUAAUAUCAUUCCUCCUACCCAAUCCCCCCUCACAUCGCACCUCCACGCCAUCUUGGACAUCGUAGCCGACCGGGUAGAGAUGCACAACAAUAUCUGCCAACAGCGAGACAACUGGAAUUCCCUUUUCCUCAAUUCCAUCAACAUGAUCACUCUCGCUGCCUCUGUUAUGGCCGCCACCGCACCCGCUGUCGGAGCCCUUGGAGCUCCUCUUUUGGGUUUGAAAUUGUCCUCGGCUCUGCUCUUCUCUGCCGCAACAGGGAUGUUGGUUAUGGUUAACAAAAUCCAACCCUCACAGCUGGCUGAGGAGCAGCGAAAUGCAGCUAGAUUGUUCAAGCAGCUCCAAACCCAAAUCCAGACCUUGAUUACGGUUGGAGCUCCCACUCAAAGGGACGUCGAUUCCGCCAUGGAAAAGGUGUUGGCGCUUGAUAAAGCAUACCCACUUCCUUUACUUGGUGUAAUGCUUGAAAAAUUCCCCAAAAAGCUCGAGCCGGCUUCAUGGUGGCCCAAUUCUUCUCAUUCUGACGAAUCUAAGACACAGAACGAAAACGCCCAUUUUGAUGGAAACCAACGACAAGGUUCCAAUGGAUGGAGCGAUCAACUUGAAGCCGAAAUGAGAGAAGUUGUUGAAGUCAUGAAGACAAAAGACGCUAAAGACUACGUCAGACUUGGGAAUUUAGUAUUGAAGGUUAAUAAAACUUUGGCAAUCUCGGGCCCUCUUCUCACCGGCAUUGCGGCUUUGGGUUCUGCUUUCGUGGGUGAUUGGUCAUCCGGGGGGAUGGUGGUGGCGGCGGCGGCCGGUUCUUUGGCGGCCGCCGUGAAUGCGUUAGAACACGGUGGGCAAAUUGGGAUGGUGUUUGAGAUGUACAGAAACUCGGCGGGGUUCUUCGGGGUAAUGGAGGAAUCCAUUAGAGGGACGCUUGAGGAGACAGAUUGGGAGAAGAGGGAAAAUGGGCAAGUGUUCGAAAGGAAGGUGGCUUUGAAAUUGGGAAGAAGCUUAUCUCAGCUCAGACAAUUGGCUGCCAAAUCUGCUGCGGCUAGACAAGAAGGGAUUUCCAUAGAUGAAUUCGCCAGCAAACUGUUCUGA
Molecule: messenger RNA, 1254 nt
Organism: Cucurbita pepo subsp. pepo (vegetable marrow)
Lineage: Eukaryota; Viridiplantae; Streptophyta; Magnoliopsida; Cucurbitales; Cucurbitaceae
Source: RefSeq, a predicted model, not a curated record